AUGCCCAAGCCUGGCUGGGAGGAGCGCAGCGUGGCGCUCAACACCGGAGCCAGCAUGCCCGCGCUCGGCUACGGCACCUACCGGCUCGAGGGGGAGCCGCUGCGCCGGGCGCUGGUCUGCGCGCUGCAGCAGGGCUACCGCCACAUCGACACCGCUGCCGGCUACGAGAACGAGGCCGUCGUCGCCGCGGCCAUCGCCGAGUCAGGCGUGCCGCGCGAGGAGAUCUUUCUCACCUCCAAGCUGUGGUGCACCGACCACGGCACCGAGGCGACGUACGACGCCAUCCUCAAGAAGCACUCUCGCGUGCCAAUGGCUCGCUAG
Emiliania huxleyi CCMP1516 is the source of this 321-nucleotide messenger RNA. RefSeq lists its product as hypothetical. The transcript has 2 exons. Gene Ontology annotation, molecular function: oxidoreductase activity. The coding region runs from base 1 to 321 and encodes 106 amino acids. Lineage: Eukaryota; Haptophyta; Isochrysidales; Noelaerhabdaceae. The record is from RefSeq and is a predicted model, not a curated record.